This is a messenger RNA of Lytechinus pictus (painted urchin), 7948 nucleotides long. RefSeq names its product ankyrin repeat and MYND domain-containing protein 2-like. The coding region runs from base 1 to 1332 and encodes 443 amino acids. NCBI's taxonomy places the organism in Eukaryota, Metazoa, Echinodermata, Echinoidea, Temnopleuroida, Toxopneustidae. The record is from RefSeq and is a predicted model, not a curated record. Gene Ontology annotation, molecular function: protein binding. The transcript is spliced from 10 exons.
AUGGAUCCAGCUCAAUCAAACGUCAGUGACAAAGCCAAGGCUAAUGAUGCUAAAAGAGAGCUUUUUGAGAAAAUCCAAGCAGGGGAUUCUGAUCUGGUCAGGCAGUUGAUAGGGAGGUCCGGUGUUUCAGUCAAUUGCGUUGAUGAGCAUGGCAUGACCCCUCUGCAAAAUGCUGCAUUUAAAGGAAAUCUUCAUUUGUGUGAACUCCUGCUUGCCCAUGGAGCUGACGUGAAUGCAAACCACCAUGAAAAUGGCUACACGACACUCAUGUUUGCUGCAUUAUCUGGGAACACUGAGGUUACCCGUUUGAUGCUUCAGUCUGGAGCUAAGACAUCACCAACCAAUAGCGUAGGUCGAACUGCCGCUCAGAUGGCUGCCUUUGUAGGGCAACAUGCUUGUGUCAGCAUCAUCAACAACUUCUUUGAUCGGGAACAGUUGGACUAUUACACCAUUCCAAGAGGUUUUGAGAAAGAGCCUAAGUUACCAACUCAGCUCGCUCCUGGUCUGCACAAAAUGAUCCUCAUGCAUAAUCUCAAUCCUGUCAGGCUUGUACAGUACCUGAAGAAUAAUGAAAAUCUGUUGAACGAGGCGGUCAAGGUUGCUAAUGUGUUGGAACUGAUCUCAGAGAAGGAGAUGAAGUCUAGUUCAACCAAUGAUGUCAUGGCUGUUAAGAUGCACUAUCUGUCCAACUUGAUCAGGCAGUGCCACAAAUGGAACAUGGAGAAAGACAAUGGUGUCGAUGACUUUAUCAAAUUUCUACUGAGGGCAAGAGAGAAUGAUGGCGCCAGGGUGAACACAGAGAAGUUACUAAGAGAGAUCAUCAGGGAAUUCCCCUUCCAUGAGAGUGAACUAUUCAUUCAAAUUGUGAGAAAUUUAACGGAUGUCAAAAUCGGUGAUGACCCAACAGCUCUGAGCAUUAUAACCCAGGCAGUGAAUGGAGCCAGGAGUCUGGAGGUGGAUAACCCAUGCUCAACCUGUGGAGAAGCUAAGGCAAGCAAGAAAUGUUCGGCAUGUAAAGAGGUGAAUUACUGUGAUGCAGUAUGCCAAAAGCUGGAAUGGUUUACACACAAGAAGCAGUGCAAGCGUCUAGCACAAGAACGUAAACAAAGAUUGGAGGCAAUAGAGAAGGAGAACAAGAGACAGAAAUUGGAAGAGGAGAAGAAGAAGCUGGAAGAAGAGAACAAAAGAUUGGAGGAUGAACAGAAAGAGCCAUUAACAAAUGGUACUGCUCACAAAGAAGACACCAGAAAUGCACAGGAAGACUCUGAAUCAACUGAAACCAGAACUAUCGAAGAGACAACUCAAAAGUUAGAGGAUACCACUGUGAGCUAAUUGCAUUUUAUAGUGGAUUGUGCAAAACAGAAUCAGUGCUACUUCAAUAGAACUGCCAUAUUAUAUAUUGGUUCAGAAUUCCAGCUGAUGUGUAGGAGACUUGCCUUUUUGUGUUUUAAUUCUGUCAUAUUACACAAUAUGGUUGGGAACAUUUUUUGUUUUUUUGUUUAAUAUUACAAAUUACAGAGCUGCCAGCUAUUAGGGAAAAGAGUAAUUAUUAUGAUUUUCACACCUAAUCAUGCAACAACGCUUUUGACCUUUAUUACUACGCUUUUCAGCGCCAACAGCUAUGUACAAAAUUUAAUACACAGAUAAUACAUUGUGCAGUGGGGAACUCAUCCGAAGGUGGCAAAUACUGCCAUUGCAUGCAUGAUCGUGUCUCUUUGUUUACGAUGCUGCGCAUGUGAUGAUUGUCUAGGCCGUGGCCGGGUAGCGCCGAAUGUUUGUACCGUAGAUUGCGUGCAUUGCCUAUGGAAAAUUCUUGCACGCAUCCAUAUAUCCACGCACGUGCACAGAAGUAGGAAGUUAUCAUUCCAUGUUUCCAACGCACAAAAAAAUCACCGUACCGGUAUAUAGGAGGAUUGUUACAACAGGCGCUGUUUUUUUUAAACUUUUCAUGUAUUGUCAAUUAGAAUUUGUGUCACAUCUUUGGAUUGUUCAAAUGGAGUAUUUGAUGCGAUAUACUACAAAUGGAUCAAAUAUCAGCAAUUUAAUUGUUAGAGGAUCUCAUGCCUGCUUAUUCAGUUCAGCUCAGCUGCCAAACUUGCUACCCCGCUAGGACAGGAGGCAUUUGAACAUUGUCUCCGUUGGUCCACCGUUGGAACGGUGCACAGUGGGCCAGAAUGAACCCAAAGUGCGCCAAAACCCAUUAUUCACACAUUUGUACGAUUAAAUUUGGUAGCUAGUGGUAAUUUCACCCGUAUAAUUCAAUAAAAGUAUUUUCAAAUAUUGAUGACGUUGUUAAAAUACUGUUUUCUGAUUGGCUGUUAACAUUUGAGAAGAAAUUACAUGUUUCUAAUUCUACAAUAAGUUUCAAAUUUUCAGAAACUAGUUUUAGAAAAAUUUCAGCAAUACUUAAGCAUAUUAGCAAACAGCAAACACACAAACAGGCAAACAAACAAGAAAAGUCUGUGCUCGGGGUACAAAAUUAAUAAUCCAAUUGGGGACUUGAGUAUCGCUUAAAGAGGGCGCCCUACCAUGAAUCCGGAAUUCAAAGUGAAAUUGUAAAAAAAAAAUGAAAAGGAGUAUUUUCAUUCCCUGGGUAAAGUGAUUAACCACACCUACAUUAAUUAAAAUGGAUUGAUACCAGAAGAGGACAGUGAAAUCUUUAAAAUAAUGAUUCCAGUGAUAAAUAAUAGAUGCCGGGUCCUCUGCAGGUUAAUCAGUACAAGGCCCUACAAGGCCUACCUAUUUCACCAGGAACGGCGUAUACAAAGUUAUUCCGAAUCAGAGUCUCUCUCUACUAUCUCACCAACUAUUAUGUCUUUGGUGAGAGGGUCUUUUGGCAUACUUUGAACAUCAGGGGGAAGAGGCUGUGAUUGUUGUACUCUUAAAAACUUGCUACUAAUCACAAUGUCACCUGUUACCAUUAGUCUGUGGAAUACAAACAAAGUCAAUGAGAGUCAUAAACCAAACAAUCCUUGAAAUGAUAAUAUACACUUCCUUCUUGAUCGAUACUAACAAUUAAUAGCAAAUUUAGAAUGAGCCAAGAGAUGUGAAGUUUCAAACCCUUUUGGGGGGAUAAAUACUAAUAAUGAUAAUGCAACUUAUACAUGUAAUAGAGCCCACGUAUAUCCCAUCACUGUCCUAUACACAUUUUCAUAUUUUGUCAGAAAACUGCGUGAGACCUAUCACAUCCCUAGUCAUGUGUGUUAUAGCGAUAUACAGUAGCCCCUACUUGGUUUAUGAACAACAAAACAAAUAUAUAUAAUCUUACCCGGGAAUCUUACCUUAAGAAUUAAUCUUCUCAGGAUGACAGCAUAUCAGAUAUGGAACACGGGAUGGAACAGUUUGGCAUAAAUAUGAAGUUGUGUUACAUGUAUUAUCAUAUAGUUAGUGGAAUUGGAAAUGAAAGCUUGCCUUACGUAUGACACCAGUCACAAGAGCCAGACACACCCCCCCCCCUCUCUCUCUCUCUCUCCCAGCACGCGACGGGGAGUUUGUUUAAUGUCACCUGCAACGUUCGGCACGCGCAUAAUGGGACACUAACUUGGAACGAUUUUUGUGAUAAAUACGGCGAACAUGUGGUUGGAAAAUUGGUUACAUCUCCAGAAAAUGCACGUAUAUGCAGCUAAAUUUGGUAUCAGUGUAAAGCAUGAACUAUAACAAAGACCGUCUUGGUAUUUACAGCGCAGCAAUCGGCAGCAAUUUGUGAAAGAAAUGCCCAUGAAAAAAAAAAUGCUAAAACCCCACAUUGUCAAAUGGUUUCGUCCAAAAUUGCCUCUGAAGGGAUUAUCAUUUUAUCUUGAAAAUCUUUGAUCACUUAAAACAAUCAUUCAUCAAAGAGCACCGAGAACUUAUAAUAAAUUAAGCAAUCCGUUUUGUUAAAACAGUGAAAUAUCUAAAACAUGUCAUUUACACAUGCGGUAGCUGUAAAGAGUCAUUUUCCGGUAAUAUUGAAUAAAAAUGGGCAACUAAUAAUCAAUUUAAUGGAGAAAUAUUGUAUGUAGGCAUUCUUCAGGUUCUUAUCUUUGCUUAGAACAUGAAAACAACAAAAUUUGUUUCAUGACCAAAAACCAGUUUUGGCGCACUUUUGCUCUCUCCUGGCCCACUGUGCGGUGGUGGGAAUGUUGUGUAUUGCUGCUUAAAAAUUCUGCAUCACAUAUGAUUUGAUUGAACAGAUUUUUGACAUGGCAUCGGGUUCAAAGAUGAAACAGACAUUCGGGCAUCCAUAUGAUUAAUGUCAGUGAUGUUGAAGAAUUAGAAAGUUUUUUGAGGUAAGAAAUGAUUUGAAUACCUUGACUUUUUUAUGUUGAGGCCCACACCCUUGCCUUAGAUCUACACAUUUAGUAGGUCUAAAAACUUCUUUUAAAAUUGAAUAUCUGUUCAUUUACAUCCUUUUGUGCACCAUACUACUUCAAAGUAAUUUAUAAUACUGCGCGUAUGAAAUUACCUUUUUUAUCUCAAAAUUAGGAUUUUAUGCUUCUGGAUUACUACUUUUUACUUUCAAAGGUUGGCAGCUGUGGAAUUAAUGUUUUUUGUUAUUGUCAUUAUUUUUCACUUCUUAUUCUUGUGCAUGGCAUAUUUCAGUUAAUCAUACAGGAAUUCAUUCAACAGCUGUAAUGAAUUUUUUUUUAAAUUAGUUUCUCUCAGAAACUUGAUGGGGAAAAGGCCAAGGGACAUAUAUUCAAAAUUUGCACCUUUUUCAUCUAAAUGUGGUCGUAAUUUGAUUUGACUCUGUAGUAGUUUUGACCUUAUAGAGGGUUUUUUUUUCAUGUGUUCAGAGUUUAUAUUUCAGUUGUUAUAUUUGAUAUUUAUUUAAUCCAGUGUACAAUGUGGAUUUGGAAAUUAAUAUUGUAACAGAUUAUGGAUUUUACAAUGGUUAUUGAUUAAAUAAUGGGUUUCCUAGAAAUGUAUUCUUAUUAGUACAACAUUAUGAGUAAUGUGAAGUAUUGGCUAGCAAUAGCAUGAUAUACCGGUACUAAACUUCGUGCAGUAAGCUAUAUCAGCUCGCAAGAUUGAUAACUGGUAAUGAUGUUAGAGUGACUAAUGCUGGCAAUAGGUAGAUUUAAUUUACUAUGCAUGAAAAGCUAGAGAUUAUUGGCUGAAAUUCAUGUGGUCAGAAUUGUACAGCUGUUUCCAAUAGCAAUAUAGGUAGACCAAUGUGCAUGCUAAAAUUUCUCAUGAAACCUUUCCUGAAACCAGACCCAGUGGUGUGUGCCUUGAAUGACACUGAAGCCACCACACAUUGUUUUUAAUAUGCCGGAUAAUUCCGAAAUCCGAAAUAAAUGUAAUAUUUUUAUUUUCAUGUCCAAACUAACUAUUAACUUGAGAUUUGAUUAAAGCUUUUAUUCUUAAGAUUUUUGGUGGUAUGAUUUCUAAUAUUGUCUUCUUUAUGAAGCGUUGCUUGCACAAAAUACCUUGAUAAGUGAUCCCAUUGAAUUACACGAUGAAUUAAAGGGAAAACUUCAUACAACAAUCUAUACUGUUUACAAGACUGCAAAUUAAUUUAAAGACUGUUAUCUACUCAUUCAUAUCACUCUUUUGUAUUAUGUUUUAACUUUGUCAGUGUAGGCACUUGUUUCUUUAGCAGUUGUUGUUUACAAGUUUUAAAUUUAAUGAUUUUCAUGGCAAGAUAAUCUGAAUAUUAUAUAGAUUAACUUUGUAAUGCUGUCUCUGUAUAGAUGUUUACUUCAAAUUUAUCAUGCAAAUUUAUGAAUGAAGGAGAGAAUACCUGUCAGUUUAACUUUGUAAAAGCAUAUUAAAUAUGACAGUAACUAUUAUUAGCAGAUAUCUACCUGUGCCGGCUGCACAGAAGCGCUGUUAGCGCUACAGAGCACUAACAGUGCCAGUCACAUCUUACCAACUGUGAUGUCAAACCUUGAUCCAGUAAUGUGUUGUUGUGACAUUAGGCAAUGCCGCAACAUUACCGGUUGUAACAGGGCCUCUGUUAGCACAUCGUUUGCUCAAACAAAGUUUCUUUGCGGCCAGUACUGGAUGUUGUUUCCCUACAUUCCAACUUAGUGAAAAUCGCAUUAUGAUUGACAGGUAGCCUGAUAUAAUUAACAUAAUUGUUGGAUGAGAAUGUUAUUUUCCAGGAGACAUGAUGUUCAUUACAGGAACUGGAUUUCAGUAAUGUACACUGUUCCUUCCCCAGUUGGUCAAUGCUUUGAACUUGUUCAGUCAUGUGUAGUUCAUUUCACUACAGUAAUCAAGAUUUUCUGCUCAGUUGAAAUGGACAUUGCAAGAGACAUACCUUUAAUUCCAAAUCAAACUUAAGUCCUAAACUGAAACGCAAAUCCCAAUAUUAAACAUAAAUUUGUAGUUGGAUUUGCAUUCAGUUGCAUUAUUCAUGUAGCUCCCUGGUUUGCAUGAUUUCUGGGACUUAUGAUUUGCAAUUGAACAUGAGUUUCUUGUAACACCUUGGUAGUGUGUUACUUACUUUGUCAAAUUGAUUCCUUUUCCCCACAACAUGUUCCAUCAGAAAUUACUUCUCCAAAUUGCAGACUUUGAAUACCGUAUUCAAGCGAUUAGCACUAUUUAAAGUUGUCAGCUCUGCACGACUAUAUAUAAUGCAUAGAUACUCUCUUUUACUAUGUGAAUGAUAUGUGCUAUACAAGUAUUGUUCAUUAUUAUUAUUAUUAUUAUCAUUAUAAAUUGAUGCUGCUCUUGUGUACAAAUUCAAUGCACUAUAAGCAUGUUUAAUGUUUUGACAUGUUUAGAUUAGAUAUGUUCUUUUUUUUUUGUUCAGAGGUGCUAGUAAAAUAUAUUCUUUGGUGUUUUUAUUUUUUUGUAGCUUAUGAUGCUUUGUUUUGUAUACUCCACCAAUGUUUACAAAUGUCCAUUUGACUUUCUUGCUCAAUAUUAUUUCAAAAUUAAAGAAGUGACUUAAAGGUUAAUGAUCACCUGCAAUAGAUGGUGAUUGAUUCUAUAUAUUCCCAUGAUUUUUUUUACCAAAUGUUUUAUUCCUGAAUGAAUUCGGUUCAUAAGAAUGGCCAUCAAUGUUUUGAUAGCAUUUAUACAGGUAACAGUUCUCCCUAAUUUCAUGAAGUGGCAGAUUAGCAUUCUGCUUGGAAAAGAAAGGUAAUAAUCACUUAAUAUGAAGUGACACUAAAUUUCACGUAGCUAUCCUUUUAUGUGAGGAAUAAUGUUACAAUCAAUUGAAAAAUAAGAUAUGGAAUUUUCUGAUGUCAGUUCUUAGAAAGGAAAUUCUAAUGUCAUACACUCGUUUUUUUUCUUCUCCAAAUGACAGGUUUUGUCCAUACAUGUGUAAAAAUGAAAGAUGAACAGUGAGCAUCACCACCACCAUUGUUCAUUUAACACAAAUUCAAAUCAACCUGUAAAUAUGUCACUUUGUGAAAAAGAGUCACUUUUCAGACAUUUCCAUAUUUAUGAAUCACCAUAGUAAUAAAAUGAAGCAAUAUUGUGGUCUGAUACUUUCUAAAGGUUGAAGAUGUUAGUCUAAAAAAUAAAACAAUAAAAAGCAACCAUAAAAUAUGGAAUAAAAAAAGAGGAUCAUUCCUUUUUUACAUUUUUUUUGCGGGGGGAUUGUGGUCUCUAAUCAAUGCAGAUAUGAAUCCUAUGUGGAUCUUCUUUCUAUGCAUCUGAUUAUAUAUCCAUCACUACUGGUAUCUUGCUUCAAUCUGCAAUAUCAUACACUUUGGAGUAGAAUUUACUGAGAAAUGACUUCUUGAUAUAUCCUGUAAGAUUUUACAAAAAGGAAUUUUAAUAUAUAAUGUGUGGACACCGUGCAUUAGCAACAUAUAUAUUAAUGUUUCUAUAAUUGGUACAAGUUGCAUAAUUGUAUAUAGUUAGUAGUAUUUAUUUGAGGCUAUUUGCUUCAGAUAGAAUUGAUGUAUUCCCAAAGAAUAAACGUGUAAAGCAUGGAAUUGUUUGUAUUUGGAAUAUUGAUUUUUUUAUAAAUGACAAUGAAAGUACAGUCAACUUUGCAAGUCAA